UCUGAUAUAUUAUCCAAACAAUUUAGUGUAUUCAUGAGGUAACCUAAAUGUGGAGGCUGCAAAAUUACCCGUAAUCAAUUGAAGCAGCGAGUGCGCGUCCCCCGGCGCCCAGCAGCCGCGUGGCUCCGUGAUAAGGCGGACACAGCAGCGCGGAGCCGGAGCGCGGUACCUGCGCGCGGAGCGCAGCGGGACGCGGGGAGCGACGGAACCGCAGCUUCGCCAGUGGGAUCGACCCCGACCUUCCCUCAUCGAGGUGCUGUGCGGAUCCCACCGGUGUGACCCUGAGCCGUGCAAUAUCCAGCGGAGACUUCGCCUUCUUCUACCGCCGCCACUCUCUCUCUUCAUUAUUAUUAUUUUUUUUCUAUUUUUCCUUUUUGUUUUCUUUUGUUUUCUUUUGUUUUCUUUUGUUUUCUUUUUAUUGCACUACAUGUUUGGGAAACAAGACAAAAUGGACGUUAGAUGCAGCACAGAGACUGAAGCCAAUCGGGUCUCGAAGAACGGACACAAGGAGGGCAAGGACAGCAAAGGGGCUGAAGGAAAUAUCUCUACUUCUUUUCUGAAGGAGCAACAAGGGACUUUUUCUGCCUCCGCAGCUACCGAAGACUGUAAUAAAACUAAAUCUGGUUCGGCGGAUCCGGACUACUGCAGGAGGAUCUUGGUCAGAGAUGCCAAAGGUUCCAUCCGAGAGAUCAUCCUACCCAAAGGCCUCGAUUUGGACCGUCCCAAGCGGACCCGCACCUCCUUCACAGCCGAGCAGCUCUACCGCCUAGAGAUGGAGUUCCAGCGGUGCCAGUACGUGGUGGGGCGGGAGCGCACCGAGCUGGCCCGGCAACUGAACCUCUCCGAGACUCAGGUAAAGGUGUGGUUCCAGAACCGGCGCACCAAGCAGAAAAAGGACCAGGGCAAAGACUCGGAGCUGCGUUCGGUGGUAUCCGAGACGGCCGCCACCUGCAGCGUCCUGCGGCUGCUGGAGCAGGGCCGCCUGCUCUCCCCGCCGGGGCUGCCCGGCCUCCUGCCGCCCUGUGCCAGCGGAGCGCUAGGCUCGGCGCUGCGCGGCCCCGGCCUGGCUGCGAGCAGCGGCACGGCGGCGGCGGCGGCGGCUCCGGCCGGGGGAUCCCCGCACCCCCCGAGCGCCGGCACCGCGGCGGGGCCGCCCCCUCCGGCAGCGCUGCACGGAGCGGCCGCCGCCGCCGCCGGGCACGGGCUCUUCGGGCUGCCGGUGCCCACGCUGCUGGGCUCGGUGGCGGGGCGGCUCUCCUCCGCGCCGCUGGCCGUAGCGGGCUCGCUGGCGGGCAACUUGCAGGAACUGUCGGCCCGCUACCUGAGCUCGUCCGCCUUCGAGCCCUACUCCCGGACCAACAAUAAAGAAAGCGCUGAGAAAAAAGCACUGGACUGA
This is a messenger RNA of Lagopus muta (rock ptarmigan), 1396 nucleotides long. It is a transcript of the gene VAX1, whose product is annotated as ventral anterior homeobox 1. The record is from RefSeq and is a predicted model, not a curated record. Gene Ontology annotation, molecular function: DNA-binding transcription factor activity, RNA polymerase II-specific; DNA binding. The coding region runs from base 428 to 1396 and encodes 322 amino acids. Lineage: Eukaryota; Metazoa; Chordata; Aves; Galliformes; Phasianidae. The transcript has 3 exons. Gene Ontology annotation, biological process: central nervous system development; neuron differentiation; brain development.